GAGACAGUCGUGAUGGAUAAUAAACUAAAUGUAACAUAUAUAACCAUUGGUGGGUAUGUGGAACUUAACAAGUACAGAUAUCUUUAUUUUGUGAUCAUGUUUACAGCAUAUAUUCUGAUAGUCUGCACAAAUUCUACUCUUGUGUAUCUUAUCUGCAUUCAUAAAAACCUCCAUGAGCCUAUGUAUGUUUUUAUUGCAGCUUUGUUGAUCAACUCUGUUCUUUCCAGCACCCCGAUCUACCCAAAGCUUCUGACUGAUAUUUUAUCUGAGAGACAGAUCAUCUCAUAUUCAGGCUGUCUCUUUCAGUGGUACUUUUAUUAUUCUUUAGGUGCUUCCGAGUUCUUGUUGUUGGCAGCCAUGUCCUAUGACAGAUACGUGUCUAUAUGUAAACCUCUGCAAUAUCCAACUAUCAUGAGCAGAAACACAGUGUGCAUACUGCUGGCUUUAGCUUGGUGUCUGCCUGCCUUUCAGUUUGCAGUGCAAUUCCUGCUGAAUUUCAACAAAAAAAUCUGUGACUAUACUUUCAAAGGAAUCAUUUGUAAUAGCACACUUUUUAAACUCCACUGUGUGAGAUCAAGUGUGCAAAACAUAUUUGGCUUGGUUAUAUUUGUGAAUGUUAUUCCUCUCCCUUUGCUCUUCAUUCUUUUCACAUACACCAGAUUAUUUAUGAUAGCUUAUCAGAGUUCCAGAGAAGUCCAGAGAAAGGCUGCACAGACCUGUUUACCGCACCUGCUGGUUUUAAUGAGCUUUUCAUUUUUUUCUGCUUUUGAUGUACUUUUACUGCGAAUGGAAACAGAUUUUCCUCAACAUCUUUCUUUCGUAAUGUCAUUACAGACCAUAAUUUACCAUCCUCUAUUGAAUCCAUUAAUAUAUGGGCUGAAAAUGAAAGAAAUCUAUAAACAUCUUAAGAGAUUGUUUGUUAAAAUAGUCUAG
This is a messenger RNA of Mugil cephalus (flathead mullet), 933 nucleotides long. RefSeq names its product olfactory receptor 6N2-like. The transcript has a single exon. The record is from RefSeq and is a predicted model, not a curated record. Bases 13 to 933 code for a protein of 306 amino acids. Lineage: Eukaryota; Metazoa; Chordata; Actinopteri; Mugiliformes; Mugilidae. Gene Ontology annotation, cellular component: membrane. Gene Ontology annotation, molecular function: G protein-coupled receptor activity; olfactory receptor activity. Gene Ontology annotation, biological process: G protein-coupled receptor signaling pathway.